AUGCUGGAUCUCAAAGAGCUCAAAGCCAUCAACGAGCCAGAUGACCAGCAAUCUCAACAGAAGCACCAGAGACAUGCAACAGACUGCAAAAAUAAUCAGUUUCAGGGACCUAGAGGAAAUGUGGAUGUUCAGUUGAUUGAUAAAAGCCCAAACAGAUACAGUGUCCAUUUCCCCACAGCUGGCUGGUAUCUGUGGCCAGCCACAGGCCUGGGCUUUGGUGUCAGGGAGGCAGUGACUGUGACAAUUGCAUUUGAGUCUUGGGGUCAGCACCUGGACCUGGCCCUGCAGCAGGACAAGUGCUGGAUGGUGGCAGGUCCCUUGUUUGACAUCACAGCAGAGCCUGAAGGGGCCAUAGCCAAAAUCCACCUCCCCCACUUCAUCUCCCUCAAAGAAGGUGAGGUCGAUAUCUCCUGGUUCCGAGUUGUCCAUUUUAAGGAUGAAGGGAUGGUCCUGGAGCAGCCAACCAGGGUAGAGCCUUUCUACGCUGUUCUAGAAAACCCCAGUUUCUCUCUGAUGGGAGUCCUGCUACGGAUUGCCAGUUAUGCUGGUCUCUCUGUUCCCAUCACUUCUACCACACUCAUCUAUUAUCACCCUCAUCCUGAAGAUAUUAAAUUCCACGUGUACCUUAUCCCCAGUGAUUGCACACUAACAAAGGCAAUAGAUGAAGAGGAAGACAGGUUCCACGGUGUGCGUCUGCAGAUGUCACCCCCAGUCGAACCCCUGAAUUUUGGUUCCUGCUAUAUUGUAUCUGGAUGUGCACACCUGGAAAUCAUUUCCAAGGAGUUGAAAUUAUGCUACAGGAGCCCUGGAGAGAUCCAGCCCUUCUCUAAAGUCUACGCUGGGCAGAUGAAGGAACCAAUCCAACUGAAAAUUACUGACAAAAGUCUUGGGAGUCUGGUCUGGGAGACUUUGGUGAAACCAGUGGAUCUACAGCUUGCUGCCGCAUCUGCCCCACCCACUUUCUCAGGAGCAGCCUUUGUGAAGGAGCACCACCGGCAACUCCGAGACAGGAUGGGAGACCUGAAUGGGGUGCUGGAUGAUCUUCAGGACAGAGAAGUCCUCACUGAGAAUGAGAAAGAGCGGGUGCAGCAGACACAGACACGGCAGAGGAAGAACGAGACCCUGUUAAGCAUGGUGAAGAACAAAGGGGACCAGGCCCUGGAGUUGUUCUACAGGAGCCUCAGUGAAAGGGACCCUUACCUCGUGUCCUCCCUCAGGCAGCCAAGUUAGUUCCCAUGACUUAGACAGAUACUCAGAGUGCCAUGAAGGAUUAACCUUGCUCAAAGAAAAGUUUGCCCAUUUUCUCCCAGGUCUUGGUAAGCAACUCCUGAUCCCUUGAAUAUUCUGCCUGAUAAGAGUGUCUUUGUUUACCUGGGGGCUUUAGAUCACACCAGAUAACCUAUGACAACAAUGUGACUUACGGUGAGGAUUGGGUCAUGUCUGAUAAUCUAUGAUAACAAUAUGAUUUAUGAUGGUGUCACAGGCUGUGUGGUAUCUUCUCAACCUCUAGAGGACCUGGAGACUAAGGUCAGCCACACAGAUGGUCAGUGUUGUCUAUGUGACUGACCCUCAAUAAAAACACUGGACACCAAGGUUCAGGUGACUUCCUUCUUUGGCAAUACUCCAUACCUGUUGCCACACAUUGUUACUGAGAGAAAU
This is a messenger RNA of Trichechus manatus latirostris (Florida manatee), 1659 nucleotides long. Its product is annotated as caspase recruitment domain-containing protein 8-like. Gene Ontology annotation, biological process: regulation of canonical NF-kappaB signal transduction; regulation of apoptotic process. Gene Ontology annotation, cellular component: NLRP3 inflammasome complex. NCBI's taxonomy places the organism in Eukaryota, Metazoa, Chordata, Mammalia, Sirenia, Trichechidae. The record is from RefSeq and is a predicted model, not a curated record. The transcript has 9 exons. Bases 1 to 1230 code for a protein of 409 amino acids. Gene Ontology annotation, molecular function: cysteine-type endopeptidase activator activity involved in apoptotic process.